This is a messenger RNA of Talaromyces amestolkiae, 2193 nucleotides long. RefSeq lists its product as uncharacterized. Gene Ontology annotation, biological process: chromosome segregation; protein phosphorylation. Gene Ontology annotation, cellular component: cytoplasm; centrosome; nucleus. The transcript has 4 exons. The record is from RefSeq and is a predicted model, not a curated record. Gene Ontology annotation, molecular function: protein kinase activity; ATP binding. Bases 1 to 2193 code for a protein of 730 amino acids. Lineage: Eukaryota; Fungi; Ascomycota; Eurotiomycetes; Eurotiales; Trichocomaceae.
AUGGCAAGCAUCGCUCUUGCAGAGACAGACAAGUAUGAGGUCUUGGAGAAGAUUGGAGCCGGUUCCUUCGGUAUCAUUCGAAAGGUCAAACGCAAGUCGGAUGGUUUUAUCCUCUGCCGCAAAGAAAUCAAUUACAUCAAGAUGUCGCAAAAGGAACGAGAGCAAUUGACCGCAGAAUUCAACAUCCUCAGCUCGCUUCGUCACCCAAACAUCGUCGCAUACUACCAUCGCGAACAUUUAAAGGCAUCGCAAGACUUGUACCUGUACAUGGAAUACUGUGGAGGAGGAGACCUCGGAAUGGUGAUCAAGAACUUGAAAAACACCAACAAGUUUGCGGAGGAGGACUUUGUUUGGCGCGUGCUGGCUCAAUUGGCAACGGCCUUGUAUCGCUGCCACUAUGGUACCGAUGCGCCACCUGUUGGAUCAAACCUCUUGGGCCCGCCACAGCCUAGAUCAGGCCUGAAGGGAAAACAAGCACAAAUCAUGAUUCUACACCGUGACCUGAAACCAGAAAACAUUUUCCUCGGAAGCGAUAACAGUGUCAAACUUGGUGAUUUUGGCCUGUCGAAGCUCAUGCAAUCCCACGACUUUGCUUCUACCUAUGUCGGCACUCCGUUUUACAUGUCGCCUGAGAUCUGUGCUGCGGAGCCAUACACCCUUCACUCAGACAUCUGGGCUCUUGGUUGUAUCAUGUAUGAGCUAUGCCAGAAAGCUCCACCAUUCAACGCCAAAACACACAUUCAGCUGGUUCAGCGCAUCCGAGAGGGCAAGUACCCGCCGCUGCCUGAUAUGUACUCGUCGGAGUUGAAAGGCGUUAUUGCUAGCUGCCUCCGUGUCAAUCCUGACCAGCGACCUGACACUGCCACCUUACUCAACCUUCCUGUGGUCCGCUUAGUGCGCAAGGAACGGGAAGUCGUAGAUAUGACAACGCGAGUCAAGAGACGUGAGGAGGCGGCUCUACAGAAGAUGAAGGAUCUUGAAAUCAGAAUGGCAAACUAUGAGAAAGACAAGGCACUUACCCGAGAGGAGAUUGACGCAGCUCUCCGUCGGGAAUGGGAAGUCAAGGCGCGCUUGGAGAUUGAGCGUCAGGUGCAGAUGCGAUAUGAUGAACUAUCAAAACAAUUUGAAACAGAGGUGCGCGCACGCGUUUCCGCCGAGUUAGAAAAGGUGAACAAGACGAAAGUCCCAGUGCCAGAGUUCAUCCAACCACGUGAAACAUCCGGUUCUUCGACCAGCUGCAGUGAAGAUUCCGACUUUCCAUCAACAACCGACAUCAGUGACCUCUCCCUGGAAUCACCCAGCUCAAGCCGCAACAAACCUAUGCAAAAGGUGUCGCGCACACCUUUCAGUCGCGCAAAGACCACAGUCGAGUCGCCUAUGGAUAUACAGAUGGGUGAACCAUCUCCAAUUACCAUCGCGUCAUUGUCCCUAUCUCCCCGACGCACAGCACCUAUCACCAAAAAUCUGUUUACGGAGCAGGCGCAACAGAAAUCUAAGUGGGAGCCUUGCCUUUUGGGUUCGGACGACGAAGAAGAUAUUCCCGAACUUCCAUCGCCAACUCGUCCCAAGGUUAAGCCAGACCCUUUCAAGGCAGUUCGUCGUCCCAUGCUUCGUCAUCAGACCACUGCUAUGGUGUCAAAGAUGAGCAAUCAACCAUCUAUCUUUCCGGCAGGAGCAUCACGAUUACCUCCACCACCAAUAAUUGCAGGCCCACUUUCCACGCAGCAGCAGCAAGUACAAGAGAUGGCUCGCCCACUAUCGGCCGAAUUGCGAUCAAAGUCUCCCACUCGACGUCUGUCCAAGAUCCCAUCUACUUCUAAUCUGAUCGGCGACGCAACUUCACCUACUCGUAAAGGUGCGGCGGGCAAAGCGGCUACCUUCCACGCCACCAAAAUCAACUCAUCCAGCAAUAGCAGCAGUGAUGACAACAGCAUGUACAAAGCGGUGAUGCAGCGUAACAUGGGUGGACGCACUUUGGUUGAAUUGGCUCAGGCCCGUGCCGGCGGCCGUGCUAUAGUGGAAGAUGCAAAACGCGUGUCGAGCGAUUCUCGUGCUUAUACUAAUUCCUCAUCAUCUGGCUCGGGACUCUCGUCAUUCGGCAAAUCCACCGAACUUCCAGCGACCUGGGAUCCAAACAGCGAGCAGAUGCCCAGUCCAUUCGUUUCGCGACGCGUCUAUCACAAUUUCCGAUGA